UACUGAGUCCGACGGAGAAGAAUCUGGUUUGCCAGCUCCAAGCGUUUGUUCCUCUGUCUGUCAAAUCUUCCGUUUUGCUAUCGGAAUUUCAAUAAUUCUCCGUUCUCUUCUUCAACACAACACUUGCAAUUUCAGUUUUCUUUGCACUAUCUUCGAAACAAAGAACCCGUAUUUGCCUGAUCAAGAUCUCCCUCGUUCUUCCUCCAUUGAACCAACUCUCGAUCAGAUUGAAAAUUGUUCUUCAAUUGCCCUCUCCAGGCCAGCCACUCACUGUGGUGAAGAACAACUUCGCUAAAAUAUAUUGAAACCUUCAAUUCUAAGAUGGAUUGGGUUUAGGGUACAGAAUGAUUACUGGGUUUCUGAAUUCGGGGCUCUGAUUGUUCAGCCAUGUGGUUUUCCUUCUGGAGAUCCAGGGAUCGAUUCUCGUUAGAAGAACUCAGGUAUUUAACAGAUCAGCUGCAAAAGAUUCAAAUAGUCAAUGAGGUUAACAAGGAUUUUGUUAUUGAGGCGCUGCGAUCAAUAUCAGAGUUGAUAACUUAUGGUGACCAGCACGAUGCUUCCUUCUUCGAGUUUUUCAUGGAGAAGCAAAUCAUGGGAGAAUUUGUACGUAUUUUGAAGAUUAGCAGGACUGCAACUGUUUCACUUCAGUUGUUGCAGACAAUGAGCAUCAUUAUUCAGAACCUUAAAAGUGAACAUGCUAUAUAUUACCUAUUCAGUACUGAACAUAUGAACAAGCUAAUAACAUAUGCAUUUGAUUUCCGGAAUGAUGAGUUAUUGUCUUACUAUAUAUCUUUCUUAAGAGCAAUUAGUGGAAAGCUGAACAAGAACACAAUCUCUCUUCUUGUGAAAACUCAAAAUGAUAAAGUAGUAUCUUUUCCAAUGUAUGUAGAGGCUAUUCAAUUUGCUUUUCAUGAAGAAAAUAUGAUCCGCACAGCAGUUCGUGCUUUGACGCUUAAUGUAUACCAUGUUGGAGAUGAUUAUGUCAAUAGAUUCAUCACCAGCCCUCCUCAUGCAGAAUAUUUCUCAAAUUUAGUGACCUUUUUCAGGAAGCAGUGCAUUAACUUGAAUGAGCUGGUCUUUGAGACAAUGAGAAGCGCUGAGACCUCAACCUCUACAAUUCUUGCUGCUGUAGAUGAAAUUGAAGACAACCUAUACUAUAUUAGUGAUGUUAUUUCUGCCGGGAUUCCUGACGUGGGAAGGUUGAUAACUGACAACAUUUUGCGGCACUUGAUUUUUCCUUUGCUUCUUCCAUCUUUGAGGAUAGAGGUUGUUAAUGGAUUUCAAAUUGGAGCUGUCACUUCUCUGUAUUUACUUUGUUGCAUUUUGCGCAUAGUUAAAAUAAAAGAUCUCGCAAACACCAUCUCUGCGGCCUUUUUCUGUCCACUGGACGCUUUCUCCCCACACCCUGAAGGAAGACUUGAUGGAAAUAUGACUCAGUUAUGUUGUGAAACUAGAAGCAAGUCAUCAGGAAGUGAUAGCAUUGUAAGGCAGCCGUUGGAUGCUGAAUCUGUAAGAAAAGAAGUAUCGGAUUCAUCUGCUCCUAAAACUGAGUUAGAAGAUGUGACUGUGAAGAAUGAUUGUCCAGGCUCCCGCGUGGAACUGAGGGGAGCUUUGCUUUCUCAUAUUACAACUGGGGAUGAUGUACAAGUCUUAGGUGCAUUAAGUGUUCUGGCUACACUUCUGCAAACUAAAGAGCUGGAUGAGUCAAUGCUGGAUGCGCUUGGAAUUCUUCCUCAAAGAAAGCAACAUAAGAAAUUGUUAUUGGAAGCCUUAGUCGGUGAAGAUUCUGGCGAAGAGCAACUCUUUUCUUCAGAUAAUACCUCAGUGAAGGGUGGCAUCGAUAUUGAACUUGAUGGUUACCUACAGAAGCUUAAGGAUUAUGGGAUUUCAUAUUUUCUUAAAGCAGGUGCAAGCCCUCGUGCCCAUAGGUUUGAGGUACUAGAUGCAUUGGUCAGUCUCUUUUGUCGUUCAAAUAUAUCUGCAGAGAUUUUGUGGGAUGGUGGGUGGCUUCUGCGGCAGCUGUUACCUUAUAGUGAGGCAGAGUUUAACAGUUAUCAUCUAAAAUUGCUGAAAGAUUCAUAUAAGUACUGGGCUACUGAGCUCUUACAGGAAGCUAGAGGGAUUUGGUCUGAUUUCCUCAUAAUACUUCUUUCUGACGAGUGGAAAAAGUGCAAAAGAGCAAUUGAAGCCCCAUCACCAAGGAAAGAACCGAAGUCCAUGCUCUUGCACUCUGCAAAGGCUUCUUUCGUUGAUGCUGUUCCACCUGAAUCAUCAUUCGCUGCUGGUCAAAAAAUGUCAGAGUUGGUAAAGGUAUUUGUUCUUCUACACCAACUUCAGUCAUUUUCCCUUGGCAAGGCUUUGUCAGAACAACCCUGUAUUGACGGUCCCUCAGAAAUUUCUGAAUGCUCUCGUGCAAAGGUUGCUGGACUAGAUGCUUCAGGACCUAAACCGGGUGCUGAGUUGAGACUUGAUGGUGCUGUGCCUUGUAGGAUUGCAUUUGAGAGGGGGAAAGAGCGCCAUUUCUACUUUCUUGGAGCUGCUAUUGGAACUUCCGGAUGGAUAAUUCUUGCUGAAGAACUGCCAUCAAAACUGAAUUGUGGAAUUAUUCGAGUUGCUGCACCUCUUGCUGGAUCAAAUCCUAGAGUUGAUGAAAAGCAUUCAAGAUGGCUGCACUUGAGGAUUCGUCCAUCAACUUUACCUUUUCUAGAUCCUGCUAAACACGGUACCCCAUUAAAGUUAAAGGCCAAACCUUUUGUGGAUGGGAGAUGGAUACUAGCAUUCCAGGACGACGAUACUUGCAAAUCUGCUUUAUCUAUGGUUUUAGAGGAGAUUAAUCUGCAAAGCAAGGAGGUUGAGAGAAGACUUAAACCAUUGGUCGGUCUCGAAAGAGCUGUAGAUUCUUCAGAUGCAUCUUUAUGUUCUACUAAGUCAUUAACUUCCAAUACAAGUCCUAAUCUAAUGUGAGUAUCAAUGUAUUAAUUCAUCUAAGCUUCCCCGCGCCCCCCCCCCCCCCAAUAAUAGAUUUGCUUGAUCAUGGGGUGAUGUAUUAUUUAUGUAACCACCCUUCUGUAUAUGUUCAUCCCCUUACCUCAGAAAUGAGGAGCAAAGAAGAGUAGUUUUAGCAUCUGAGAGUUUGUAUCAUUCUUUGUAUAGUAUUUCUUCUUAUUUGUUGAUUCAUCAACAAGUUUUACCACCCCCUUCAUUCUUUUGUUGAUCUAACCAUCUUCUUGUGCUUUCUUCCUCAUUAUGUAAGAAAUAAACAUUAGUGUAUAAUUGAUUGAACCUUAAGCCU
This is a messenger RNA of Benincasa hispida (wax gourd), 3292 nucleotides long. Lineage: Eukaryota; Viridiplantae; Streptophyta; Magnoliopsida; Cucurbitales; Cucurbitaceae. The record is from RefSeq and is a predicted model, not a curated record.